AUGAGAUUCCUGGACAAGAUUAUAGCUGGCGAUUUCAACGCAGUUGUCGGCUCCCGAUUGGACGAUACGGAAUACCUCAUAGGAAGGUACGGUGCGGGAGUAAGAAACGACAGAGGAAACCGUUUGAUCGAAUUUGCAGAACAACAUCAAUUCUCAAUAAUGAACACUUUCUUCGAGAAGAAAGCGAAGCGUCUCUGGACAUGGAGAAGCUCAGACACGAGAACUCUGAGGCAAAUUGAUUAUGUGCUGACCGAUACGCCAAGAUUGUUUGCUGACGUCUCUGUUAUAGGGGAAAAUGUGAUAACGACUGGCUCCGAUCAUCGGCUUUUGCGUUCGGUGAUCCUCUUCGAUGCCAAGAAAGAACGUCGAGUUCUGCAUUCGCAAAGAACACUCGUACGACAAACUUUCAAUGCCGAUAUGUAUGCUGCGAUGAUAGAGUCGUCAGAUCUACACAUGAAUACCGGAAGCAAUAUCGAUGCCGACUAUGAAGAUCUAGUGGGAAAAAUAACUCAGGCCGUGAAAGCAUCGAGCAUAGCAAUAGAGCCCGCAAGGCGACGACGUAUAUCGACAGAAACACUGCAGAUGAUGAAGAGGAGAGCACGCAUGAAGGCUGAAGGACGAGUGCAAAAUGAGGAAUACCGGACACUCUGUGAAGCGAUAAGGGAAAGAAUCAAGUGCGACUAUGAAGGCUACAGACAAAUGAAACUUCGCGAAGCAGCUGAGAAAAGGGCUAGCCUGAAAGCUGUAGAAAGGGAUAUCCGUCUAAGGCAACAUAUACCCUAUGCUCUCAAGGACGAUACAGGUGUUAGAACAACCAACCGCCCACGAAUGAACGAGAUAUGUCCUCAAAGUAGGCAACUAGAAAGGGACAUGCGCAAACUACACCAACCAUUGCCAUCAUUCCAUGACAAGUUGGACAUCUUUGAUUCGUAG
Messenger RNA from Ostertagia ostertagi, 933 nucleotides. The record is from the annotation of a GenBank genome assembly. Lineage: Eukaryota; Metazoa; Nematoda; Chromadorea; Rhabditida; Trichostrongylidae.